ACGAACAAUGGCAGGAUGUUUCGAUCUUGGGACCGAGUUCGAGGGAAGGGUGGAAGAAAACACAACGCACCACGGGCCUGAAGCCUGAAGAAUCAGGUGGAUGAAGCAAAGGCCGUGAGCUCCGAAGCCUUCCGUAAGGGUAUAAAUACAAGCGGAUUAAACCGAACCCGAAGUCAUUGCGGAACGAACCCUUGCGAACGAACCGUCUCAAACUCGUCUGCUGGAAAGAUCCUGAAAAGCGACCAGCCCGUGAAUGUGUGCACAGUACUAGCUGAUCGGUGUUUGUUUGUGCCUUGCGUCAGUGUGAAGCAUUCAGUGUUUUGAAGAACUCCCGUGACGAAACGAUUUAGCGAACAGAUCGUGUUAAAAAAUGACAAGUGAAUUUGGCCGACACGCUCCCUUCUACUACUACGGCCACGAACCCGCAUGCGGCAGUGUAAACGUCAAAAUGGAACAGCUCGAAGUGCCAUCAUCCUUAGCCGAGUCGAGCUACCUUAACUCGAACUACUCGUACGCAUCCAACACCGUCACCACCACCUCCGCCAACAACACCAACCUUGUGGCCCAAUCGGCUGCACCCAAUGUGGUGAUACUGCCCGGCUUUAUGGACAACUAUCCGGACAGCUGGAUGACCCCGAGCCCCUCAAGCUUUGGGUCGGAAAGCCCCGACUACUACUCGCUUGCCAACUCCCCCCAGCGUAGCUUCGUAGAUGUGGAAGAGUACAAAGAAAACCUGAUGGCCAUGCAGCAGCAGAAACCCUCCCAGCUGCCGUCACUACUUCCCUCCGCCACACUUCCACUCUCGCCACCACCACCACCACCACUCGCCACCGUACAAUCGGUACACCCUGCCAGCAAUGGUUGCAGUACAUCACCUUCCAUCACUAACCUGCCGGUGAAAAAGCGCCAGUACAACCGGAAACCAAAAGCGAAACCGGAACCACCGAGCGGUGCCGAAACGGAUGCCACCUCCCGUGCCGACCUGUCCUGUCUCACUUUCCCGAAGAGUCUGUUCCCCAGGGCGGCAGACCCGAACAACGUGCACACCGAAGGCACCACCGGCGCUGUCGGUGUGAUCGGCAAGCGGAAGCGCAAACAGGUCCCACCCCAGAUCAAGAAGAAGCGCCGGCUGGCGGCAAACGCACGCGAACGGAAGCGGAUGCAGAACCUGAACGAUGCGUUCGAUCGGCUGCGCCAGUAUCUGCCCUCGCUCGGGAACGAUCGGCAGCUGUCCAAGCACGAGACGCUCCAGAUGGCACAGACCUACAUUACGGCGUUGUGUGAUCUGUUGCAGUAGUAGCCGCGCUCGUUGCUUUUGGGGCGAAGGUUCUGGGAGGCUGCAUGCCCCCUUUGUACAGUCCACGGGGUGUGUUUGAAGCCUGCGGAGAAACGUAUACAGCGAACAAAACCUAAAACGAGGCUACAUUUUCUUCCCCUUGCCUGCCCGAAAGCUCGCUUUCGGGGAGCUUUCUUUGGGAUAUUCUGUGGGAUGACGCACUGGGUGAAUGAUGCACCGGCAAUAGCAAUAAGGUUAAGUUUGAAGUGUAAAAAACAA
This is a messenger RNA of Anopheles arabiensis, 1555 nucleotides long. Its product is annotated as protein atonal. NCBI's taxonomy places the organism in Eukaryota, Metazoa, Arthropoda, Insecta, Diptera, Culicidae. The coding region runs from base 371 to 1297 and encodes 308 amino acids. Gene Ontology annotation, molecular function: protein dimerization activity. The transcript has a single exon. The record is from RefSeq and is a predicted model, not a curated record.